Molecule: messenger RNA, 9809 nt
Organism: Hippopotamus amphibius kiboko
Lineage: Eukaryota; Metazoa; Chordata; Mammalia; Artiodactyla; Hippopotamidae
Gene: CFLAR
Product: CASP8 and FADD like apoptosis regulator
Exons: 11
Coding region: 407-1957 (516 amino acids)
Biological process (GO): negative regulation of extrinsic apoptotic signaling pathway via death domain receptors; proteolysis
Molecular function (GO): protein binding; cysteine-type endopeptidase activity
Source: RefSeq, a predicted model, not a curated record
ACAGGAAACGGAGUAGCCGGGCUCUCCUGUGGCACUGGAGUGUUUCAACUCACAGGGCUGGUGAGUGGGGUCUCUGGGUCUAACAUGAUGAAGGUCAGACCAUCAACUUUUUAGAGGCUGAAAGUUUUUGUAGGCUGAGAGAGAAGUCUGGGCAAGGCGAGCGCAGGCGGGACUGGGCAGGAAAGCCACGUCCGCUUUCAGGCUUUCGGUUUCUUUUCCUCCAUCUUGCCUCAACUUUUAAGGCAUCGGAGGCGUGAAGUCUUGACGGGUGGCAGCCAGAGGAGAGCCUCGGCGCGGGCAGGACGAGAAAAAAACUACAGAGUGGCUGGGGAGACCCAGCAAAAUUACCAGCAAAGAACUCCUCCAUUGGAAAGGAUUCUGAAAGAAAUGAAGAAAACCAUCAGAAAUGCAAUCCGUAGCUUCAUGGCCUUCUGUUGACUGGACUAGACUUUUCUUACUGCCGAUCCUUGGAAUGACACUGUACAGGAUGUCUGCUGAGGUCAUCCAUCAGGUGGAAGAAGCACUUGAUGAAGAUGAGAAGGAGAUGCUUCUUUUUCUGUGCCGAGACGCUGCUGCAGAUGUGGUUCCACUUAAUGUCAGGGACCUUCUGGAUAUUUUAAGAGAGAGAGGAAAGCUGUCUCCUGUGAGCUUGGCUGAGCUGCUUUACAGAGUAAGGCGGUUUGACUUGCUCAAGAGGGUCUUGAAGAUGGACAGACCGACAGUGGAGGCCCUCCUGCGCAGGCACCCACAUCUUAUUUCGGACUAUAGGGUGCUGAUGAUGGAGAUUGGUGAGGGUUUGGAUACAUCUGAUGUAUCCUCGUUAAUAUUCCUCAUGAGAGAUUAUAUGGGCCGAGGCAAGAUAGCCAAGGAUAAGAGUUUCUUGGAUCUUGUGAUUGAAUUGGAGAAACUAAACCUGGUUGCUCCAGAUCACUUGGAUUUAUUAGAAAAAUGCCUAAGGAGCAUCCACAGACUAGACCUGAAGACAAAAAUCCAGAAAUACAAGCAGUCUGCUCAAGGAACAGAAACAAAUUAUGUAAAUGGUCUCCAGGCAUCUCUGCCAAACUUGAGUAUUAAGGAUCCUUCAUAUAACCUAAGGCUCCAGAAUGGGAGGAGUAAAGAACAAAGACUCAUGAUGGAACAACCUGAGAUUCAAAGAGAACAAGUGAAGACAUCCAUUCAGGAAUCAGAAGCAUUUUUACCUCAGCACAUACUGGAAGAGAGAUACAAGAUGCAGAGCAAGCCCCUGGGAAUCUGCCUGAUAAUUGAUUGCAUUGGCAAUGACUCAGAAGUUCUUCAGGAAACCUUCACUUCCCUGGGCUAUGAAGUCAGGCGUUUCUUACAUCUCACUGUGAAAAAUAUAAUGCGUGUUCUUUACCAAAUUGCGCAUAUGCCCCAACACCAAGACUACGACAGCUUCGUGUGUGUCCUGGUGAGCCGUGGGGGCUCCCAGAGCGUGUUUGGCGUGGAUGAGACGCGCUCAGGGGUCCCUUUGGAUCAUAUCAGAAGGAUGUUCAUGGCAGAUGUAUGCCCCUCUCUCUUAGGGAAGCCAAAGCUCUUUUUUAUUCAGAACUACGUGACGUCAGAGGGCCAGCUGGAGGAUAGCAGUUUUCUGGAGGUGGAUGGGCCAUCAGUGAAAAGUGCAGAAUCCAAGGUCAGGCAGCCUGGGGCUGGAUCGAUUCACCGAGAAGCCGACUUCUUCUGGAGCGUGUGCAAAGCGGAUGUGUGCCUGCUGGAGCAGUCCUUCCCCUCACAGUCAUUGUACCUGCAGUGCCUCUCCCAGAAACUGGGGAAAGAAAGAAAACACUCGCUCCUGGAACUCCACACUGAACUCAACAGCAAGGUGUAUGAUUGGAACAGCAGAGUGUCUGCUAAGGAGAGGUACUAUGUCUGGCUGCAGCACACUCUGAGAAAGAAACUCAUCCUCCCUUGCAAAUGUAAAGCUGAAGGCCUCUCUUAGCUUUGUAGUCGCCACCUCUAGUUCGAGAGACAAACAUUUAUUUCUCACAGUUCUGGAGACUGAGAAGUCCAAGAUCAAGGUGCUCGCAGAUCGAGUGUCAGGUGAGAACCUGCUUCUCAGUCAGCAAGUGACCCUCCUCUUAUCUCUUCACAUGGCAAAGAGAACAGAGAGAAAGCAGGCUGUGUCUCUUCUUAUAAGGGCACUGAUCUUAUUCGUAAGGGCUGCACUCUCAUGGCCUAAUCACCUCCCAAGGGUCCCACCAUCUAUACUAUCACAUUGGGAGACAGGAUUUCAACCUAUGAAUUUGGAGAUGGACACAAGCAUUCAAUUUAAAACAGUGGCUUUCUGAUCAAGGUUGUUUGUCUUUCCAGGUCUCACAUGGCAUUCUGCAAUUAUCAGUAUGCUUUUCCCCAUUGGAUGUGAAACCAUGACCUGAAAGAACAUUAAUGUUUAAAAUAUUACUUUAAGGGACUUCUCUGGUGGUCCAGUGGUUAAGACCCCUGCGCUUCCACUGCACGGGCACGGGUGCAUUCGUGGCUCGCUGCUCAGCCUAAAACAUUUUUAAAUGAGGGAAUAAGAAAGCUUGUUAACAGAUGGACAAAGUGUAUUGAAAAACAAGGAGAUUAUAUUUGUCUUUUCUAAAAGUUAAUUAAAUUCUACAGCCAGAGUGGAGAUAAUUUUUGAUUCACCCUCAUAUUGCAGAGGGAAACUGAGAGGGAUGUUACUGCCUUGGUAGCUUUUGCAUCCUUUUCUGUCCCAUCCUGACUGAGUGGGAAGCAUUUUCCAUAUUCUGUUUCUUAUCAUGGACUGGAAUGGCACCUUUUUUUUUUUUUUUUUUGUUUGAGCCUUUGGCAUGAUAUAUGUUACCACCCUUCUUGAAAAACGUCAUGUACAAGGGUGCGUCAAAAAUUAUCCACACUCUGGUUGUAGAAUUUAUAGAAGUUUUAAUACAACCAGAGUGCAGAUAAUUUUUGACUCACCCUCAUAUAUUCUUUGAUUUGCAAAAAACUGAAAACAGAGGCAUAAUAUUUAUUUAUAUUAUUUUUUAGUUUUAUAUAUUUUUAUAUAUCAUUAAGAUAACUUAUCUUUGCACUGAAUAUAAAAAUAAAGCGGACCUUGAAGAGGUAUGCUAAGUGAAAUAAAAGCCAAAUAUCAAAUAUUACAUACUCUCAUUUAUAUGUGGAAUCCACAGAACAAAAGCAUAAACAAAACAAGCCAAACUCCUAGAAAAAGAGAUCAGGCUGUCAUUACCAGAGGUGGGGGAAGGGAAUAAUUAGAGGAAGGUGAUCAAAAGGCACAAACUUCCAAAAACAAACAAACAAACAAAAACCCUCCAAAAACAUGCUCUAAGCAUGGUAAGCACCUACAGUGCAUUGUCCAACAUUAGGUUGAAAUAUCAGAUUCUUGAUGCAGGCCCUCAUUUCUCCUGCACCUAAGCUGUGUUUCGCAAAAACUGAACACGAUGGAUGUGAGCUUUUUAGUUAGAGGGUUCAGGAGCAGCUACAGUCUGUAAUCCUAGGAGCUAUGACUUAUGGGAUUGAUAGGGGAUAUGGUAGAGGUAAACCAGAGAUGGAAGAAAGGCUUUAAAAAUGAGAUAAGAGAGAACAAAAGACAGUCAGCUAUGUGAUAUAAAAUAAUAAGAACUACAAGACGGGUGUGAUGGAUGGAGUGCAGGCAGGUUUAAUGGAUAAGGGAAGUUGACAGUGAAGAAUGCGAGUUUACGACAUGGCAUACUGUGACAUAAGGUUUUCAGUAAAUAAUAUAAUGACACCUCACAGCUAUACUCUCGUGAAAAUUCACAUCAAUGAUGUUCAUUCCAAUAAUCAAAAAUAAAUGAAAAAUUUACAAAAAAAAAAGGGGGGACAAACUUCCAGUAGUGAGAUAAAUAAGUACUAGGAGUGUAAUGUACAGUGUGAAGACUACAGUUAGCACUGCUGUAUGAUAUACACGGAAUUUGUUAAGAGAGUAAAUCCUCAGGGGUAGCAUUACAAGGAGAAAAAAUUUUUCCUUUUUUCUUUUUUUUCCCUUUCUUUUUAUUGUAUACAUGCAAGACAAUGAAUGUUAGCUGACCCUAUUGUGGUAAUCAUUUCACAACAUAUGUAACCAUCAUGGUGUACACCUUAGACUCAUACAGUGAUGUAUGUCAAUUAUUGCUCAGUAAAGUGGGAGAAAAAAGAUUUGAAAAACACAAUCGUAUCAUUCAAAAUGUUUCAGAUGCAAGUAACAGAAGACCUAACUUUAAACAAGAAGUUUUUAAAAAAUGUGUUUAUUCUUAUUAAGCAACAGGUCCAGAGGUAGGGGAGUAGUUACAGACUUGGUGAAUUCAUUGGCUCAACAAUGUCAUCAAGGGUUUGAUGCUUUCCACCUUUCCUCUCUUUAGUCUCAGUGUUUGGGCUCUUAUUUUCAAAUUUGUCACCUAAAGGUCACAAGAGGGCCACAAGUCCAAGUACCCAAACACAGAAGAGAAAGCAUCUCUUCCUUGUGUGGCUUCUUAAGAUCAAAGGAAAAAUUUCCCAGAAGCUCUCCUUCCCAAGAGUUCCCUUCCCUCACUUCUCAUUGGCUAGAAUCACAUGACAUGUUCCUCCUUAAACCAAUCAUGGGCAGAGGGAAUGGGAUUACCAUGGUUGGUUUAUACCAGCCUAGACGCAGCCCCCUGGGACUAGGGUUCAGCAGGUUCAGCUUCUCUUGGGCACAUCAUCUCCAAAAGCGGGGGUUCUUUUAGGGUAAAGUGGGGCAUGGAGCUUCCCUGGGGAGUAGUUAACCAUAAUGUAUGCCAAAAAGAAUGAGAACAUCCAUUUUAUGACUGAAGAAACUGAGGCACACAGCUUUUAAGUGAGUUGUUCCCAAAUCUCAGAGAAAAUCAUUGGUGGUGCCAGGUCUAGAAUGUUAACAGCCAGACUUAUAAUCUGGUGUCCUUCAGAAAUUAGAGCUGGGCUUCCUAGGUGGCGCAGUGGUUAAGAAUCCACCUGCCAAUGCAGGGGACACAGGUUCGAUCCCUGCUCCAGGAAGAUCCCACAUGCCACGGAGCAACUAAGCCCGUGUGCCAAAAAAAAGAAAUUAGAGCAAGCAUUGGAAAUAUGUAGCAUGCAUUCCAGGGAAGGCAUCAUACUCCUCUCUUAGCUGUCAGUAAGAGUCAUUACCCUAACUUUCCAGCCCUUCAUUCUUCCUGCAGAGAGGCAGCAUGGCCACAUAGCUUUCCGUAUCCCAUCUGAUGGGCACGGUGAAAAUACAGAGCUUGUAAAAUCACCAUCUUUUCUUUCCUUCCGUUCCUUUCUCUUCUCUUUUAAAAAACAAUUAUUUAUUGGGACUUCCCUGGCUGUCCAGUGGUUAAGACUCCACCCUUCCACUGCAGGGGGUGUGGGUUCAAUCCCUGGUCCCUGGUCAGGGAACUAGAUGACACAUGCUGUGCCGCCAAAAAAAACAAAAAACACACAAAAACCCCCAAAAUCCAAACAAAAAGACCAAAAUCCAAACAAAAACCAAAUCCAAGCAAAACAACCAAAAAACCCACCAAAACCCAAAAACAAAAAUCAUUUAUUAACUUAUAUCGUGUUGUCUGUUUAUUUUUGUCACUUUUCUGUCUUUGGAUUACAUUGUUUUUAUUAAUACCAUUCAUCAAUUAGUCUGCAGGUUCUAAGGAAAGGAGUGCUAAGGGUCUGCUCUCGUGUUUUGCUCUCUGGCAAGAGGCAUGGGGUGGAGUAAAGAGGGACUUUGAUACCAAGAGCAGGCCAACAAGAUGGGAGGAAUAAGGCCUUGCCUUCCCUUGCCUAUUUCACAGAAUUGUUCUGAGGAUGAAAUGAGAGAGCCUUUAUGGUCAUAGCCAAUGAGAGCGUUUUUAUGACUGUACUGGUGAUGCCAUGUGAACAUAACUGUUAUCAUGAUAGCACACUGUGGAGGAGUUAUUUUGAAAAGGUUGAAUCAAACCUUGAAAAUUGGUAGGAUUUUGGCAGGUUGAGGUGGAGAAGAGACUAUGUUGCAGGAAAAGAAACCAAAUCAAAUGAAGGGGCAGAGAACGGAAAUGCCAGGCAUGUUUUAAAAACCGUGAGAGUAACUUUUAGUUGGAGUGGAGACAAUGAGAGCAAUGGUGAGUGAUAAGGCAGAAGGUGCCUGUGGUUGGUGUGUGAAGAGCUGUAAAGACCCCCGCCUCUGUCUUUCAGUCAGCUCUCGUGUAAGUUAUUUUGUGAGUUAUUUUUCUCACUUUAACAGUGGAGUCUACAACUACUUCUUUGACACGUCUGUGUAUAUGAGCAUUUGAUUGCUAAAUGCCUUAUUCUUUUUCAUUGAGUAUAGCUUUUAAAUGAAAUCUCUAAGGCAUGCUACAAGAGAAAUGUAAUAGGUAACAAUAUAAUGAAUACUCAUGUACCCACAACCCAGCUUAAAUGACAUGUUCUAAACUCUAUAUGAAGACUCUGAAGAUAUUACUUUAAGUAAUAGCCCUAAAUAGAAAAGAGAGAAAUAUAUUAAAAUAUUUUAAACUUUAUAAUAGUUCCCAACUGAAAAUUCAUCAAGUGUUCCGUAGGUAGGCAUGGUUAUGAUGAGAUGUCCCCUGGCUGGAGUUUUUUGUAACUGUUAAACUUACGUAUACAAAUAGUAAAGGCUUACAUAAGCUGCUCUUAGCUCAUCACAUGAAUUCUCUCAUUUAAUCCUCAAAACAGCUCUAUGAGGUAGGUAUUACUGUCCUCAUUAUUAUUUCUUCCCAAUUUAUAGACUGAGGAAAGUGAGCAAAGUGGUGCUAAGCUGCUUAUCCGUGGUCACCCCAGUCUAGGAUAUAAACUCAAGCCAUAAACAGAGCCUUUAUUUUUAAAUUAAGUAAACAUAAAGCAAAAACAAGACUUCCCUGGUGGUCCAGUGGUUAAGGCUCCGUGCUUACAGUGCAGGGGGUGUGGGUUCGAUCCCUGCUUAAGGAAGAUCCCACAUGUGUGGUGUGGCAAAAAAAAAAAAAAAGGCAAAAACAAACAAAAAAUGUCUCACAGGAAAACAAAAGGCCAGAAAGAAAUAUUCCAAAAGAGAGUUAUGGAUGACUGAACUAUGGCUGAUAUGUUUAGUUUCUGUUUCCAAAUCCUCACCUCUAUGUAUUUGAGAAUACUGGUUUCUAAGGUAAAGUGCAGGUAAUUCUUUCAACUUUUUUUUUUAAUAUUUAUUUUUUUGGCUGCUCUGGUCUUAGUUACAGCAUGUGUAUUUUUAACUGCAGCAUGCAGGCUCUUAGUUGCAGCAUGUGGGCUCUCAGUUUCAGCAUGCAUGCGGGAUCUAGUUCCUCAACCAGGGAUUGAACCUGGGCCCCCUGUGUUGGGAGCACAAAGUCUCAACCACUGGACAGCCAGGGAAGUCCCUCUUUCAACUUUUGACUAGUUGGUUCUUCAGUGCUAAAGAAACUACUCUUCCCUAUAGUUCUGUCUUCACUUCUCUGUCUCAUCUCUAGCCCUUCUUUUCAGUGACAGGAGCCCUGGUCUCAGGGCUGCUUUUCUGGGCCACUGGUUAGGAGGACUGACUUGUCAACCCCCGUUCCAUUCCAGUCCCCAACCCCUGCCAUCCUCUUCCAUGAAUAGGCCAUGGUAGGGGUCACUUGACACCUUCUGUCUGCAGUGUUUGAAAUGGGAAUCUCUUCUCCCAGAUUCUAGGAGCACGUUUUCAGGACUAAGAAUGUUACUUACGCCGCCAAGAGGUCACAGUUUGAGGUCAGCUUUGUCAAUUUGUCUGUGUGGCAGACCCUGCUCACUGUCCCAAAUAUCCAUUUUUUUUCCCCUAGUAACAGAAGUCUUAAUUUGCAGCUGGGCACAAAGCCUCACAGAAUACAGUCUAGUUGUUCAAGCCUCAACUUGUAGCAAGAUGUGGUCAUGUGUCUAGUCCUGGAAAAUAAGAUGCAAGCAGCAGUACCAUUUGGCAGCUGCUGAUAACUUUUCUUAAAAGGUAGCUAUUUUUUGCCCUUCUCUCCUUUGUCCCUUUCUCUGUUUUAGUGACUAGACUGCAUAUGUGAUGGCUGGAGCUCUAGCUGCCAUCUUGAAUUGUAAGGAUAAGAGCCACACGGUAGGGAUGACUGAGUGGUGAACAGGAAGGAGCCUUGUUGGGUGAGGACACUGAGGAGACGAGUCACCAUACCAGCCCUAGAUUACCUACCUCUGGAUGUUUAUGUGACAGCAAAAAAUGUGGGCUAUGUAUUUCUUUUAACCUAACCUAGUCUGACUGGUAUAUUGUUAUUUGAUUAAAAUGUUUUUUUAUGUUCAUGCUUGUUUUUUUAUGUCUGACUGGUAUAUUGCUAUUUGAUUAAAAUGUUUUUUUAUGUUCAUGCAUGUUUUAUUAUGUUCAGGCAUGUUAUAAGUUUAAAACACAUAUUUGUCCAUGUGAUCAUUUUAAAUUAUUGUUUAAAAAUGUAUGUACGUGUUGUUAAAAAUAUAAUGUUAAAAUCUGGGCUGACCUUUUUGAUAUGUAUGAUGCUCUCAUUACUUCCUUUUAUUUUUUUAUGGUUUCUGUUGAAGAGAUGGAGAUACUUUAUUAAGACAUUAGAAGGAUUUGGACAGUAUCCUCAUAAGAAGUGUAAUCCACAAGGAAAAUUUCUAAUUGAAUCAUCAAAAUAGACCAGCUUUUGGACCUGGUGUAGAGUGAAUAAGAGUUUGAAAGAUACACACACAAAACUGAGUAUAAAGAAGAAUGGUUAAGAAUCCGCCUGCCAAUGCAGGGGACACGGGUUCGAUCCCCGCUCCAGGAAGAUCCCACAUGCCCUGGAGCAACUAAACCCGUGCGCCACAACUAUCGAACCUGCACUUUAGAGCCCGUGAGCCACAACUAUUGAGCCCAUGUGCCACAACUACUGAAGCCCACGCUCCUAGAGCCCGUGCUCCGCAACAAGAGAAGCCACGGCAAUGUGGAGCCUGCGCACCACAACGAAGAGUAGCCCCCACUCACUGCAACUAAAGAAAGCCAGCAAAAAAGACCCAACACAGCCAAUAAAAUAAAAUAAGAAAUAAAUAAAUUAAUUAAAAAAAAAAGAAAAAUAAAAUAGCAACUCUGCACAUAUGUUUAAGAUCACCAAAGAUAAUGACUCUAAAGGACCCACUGCUUGUAAAUCCACAGUAUCUUGUUUCCCAGCCAGACCCUUCCUUGCCUAUAGCAGCACCAGAGAUGGAAAUGUAGGACUCAAUCAAGGCCAUUAAAUGAAAUGACUGAUUUUUCAAGAACAUUCCUUCUCCUCUAUUCCAAGAAACACUUCUUCUGCUUCUCCUUCUUGUGCCAUCUCAAAGCUGCAAGGCCCAGGGGUCCAAGUUUUUCCACUUAGGUCUAUCGCGCACUUACUAAGCAAAUAUUCAAAAAGUACAAAUUCUUUUCAAUAAAUCCCUCUGCAAUAUCAGCUGCUAUAUGCUAAGUACUGUAGACUAAUCCAACUCCCCAUGAGAUCCGUGGAAGGUCACCUAAAAUGUAGAUUACAUAGUGGCUGUAUCAAUUUACAUUCCCACCAACAGUGUUAGAGGGUUCCCUUUUCUCCACACCCUCUCCAGCAUUUAUUGUUUCUAGAUUUUUUGACAAUGGCCAUUCUGACCGGUGUGAGGUGAUACCUCAUUGUGGUUUUGAUUUGCAUUUCUCCAAUGAUUAGUGACGUUGAGCAUCUUUUCAUGUGUUUGUUGGCCAUGUAUGCCUUCCUUGGAGAAAUGUCUAUUUAGGUCUUCUGCCCAUUUUUGGAUUGAGGGUUUGUUUUUUAGAUAUUGAACUGCCUGAGCUGCUUGUGUAUCUUAGAGAUUAAUCCUUUGUCAGUUGCUUCACUUGUAGUGAGAGAGUAGCGUUGACAUAAACACACUACCAAAUGUAAAAUAGAUAACUAGUGGGAAGAGCACAGGGAGAUUAGCUUGAUGCUUUGUGAAGA